This is a messenger RNA of Indicator indicator, 797 nucleotides long. It is a transcript of the gene C26H12orf43, whose product is annotated as chromosome 26 C12orf43 homolog. The coding region runs from base 1 to 780 and encodes 259 amino acids. The transcript has 6 exons. The record is from RefSeq and is a predicted model, not a curated record. Lineage: Eukaryota; Metazoa; Chordata; Aves; Piciformes; Indicatoridae. Gene Ontology annotation, biological process: Wnt signaling pathway; Spemann organizer formation; negative regulation of Wnt signaling pathway.
AUGGCGGCGCCCAGAGGCGGCUCCGGCUCGGACAGCGACAGCGGCGAGGCGGCAGCGCGAUUCCGGGAAGCCGCCUGGGACUGCGCUGCGCAGGCAGCGGCAGUGCGGACAGAGCGGCGCAGCGGUGGCCUUACAAAGGACCGGUUACAGUCUGUGCAGCCUAGCCUAAGAUGGGAUGUGAAUGGUCAUGGUGAGGAUGGAAAUGAGCUACAGACAACACCAGAGUUCAGAGCACAUGUUGCAAAGAAGCUGGGAGCAAUGCUAGACAGCUUCAUCACCGUCUUGAAGGACUCCUCAGAACCUUCCCAAACUGUGCAGCAGUCUGACUCUGCAGAUGAUGGCUUUCGCCUCUUCUCCUCUUCUGUCCCUGGAGACUGUGGAACAUCACGGCCUCGCCCCGCAGCAAGGAGACAGCCCUCCAGCUCCAGUGACACAGACAGUGACCAAGAGUGGCAAAGGUACCAGGAGGCUGCUGUAUCAGCCACAGACAUUCUGAAGCAAAGUGCUUUUCCUGCACUGUCCCAGAAUUCCAGCCAGGAUUACGGUCAGGGUAAUGUAGAGCACAGCCAGAAAAAACAGAAGAAAAAGAAGAUUAGGGGAGAAAACAAUGUUCAGGGGAAAAUAAUAGACCCAGCAGAGGGUGACCAUAUCUGCAGAGGUUUGCCACAGUUGCUGUCUGCAAGUGGACAGCCUGAGAGAGAGGAGAGCAUUCGUGCAGAGAGCUCAGCACUGGCUGGAGGUGUGAAGAAAAAGAAGAAGCAGAAGAAGAAAAGAGAAUGAAGAUUUCUCUCUGCAAA